Molecule: messenger RNA, 2370 nt
Organism: Labeo rohita (rohu)
Lineage: Eukaryota; Metazoa; Chordata; Actinopteri; Cypriniformes; Cyprinidae
Gene: lhx2b
Product: LIM homeobox 2b
Exons: 5
Coding region: 759-2042 (427 amino acids)
Biological process (GO): regulation of transcription by RNA polymerase II; neuron differentiation
Cellular component (GO): nucleus
Molecular function (GO): RNA polymerase II transcription regulatory region sequence-specific DNA binding; DNA-binding transcription factor activity, RNA polymerase II-specific
Source: RefSeq, a predicted model, not a curated record
GCGCAGGGAACCUCACUGUCUUCACUGGAUUAUACAAACCAAAAGUGUCCUCAACUCCUCCUCCUUCUCAGUUGCUUACAUGCUGAUUCUACUGCAUGCGGGACGAACAACAAGAGCAAAUACUGUAUAUGACAGGACAACCACCACCUCAUUUGUUAGAACAAACCUUUGAGUUGAUUUUUCUACCGAAGCAGAAGCCUACUAAAAUUGGACAUUUUUGGUGUGCGUGUGAUGACAAACUGUCGUGGAGGAGGUGAAGAGACGUGGAUGAAGAUAUAACCACUUGCAGAAUCUGAAUCGUCAUUGUAGUCGUUCCUCCCAGGCAUUUCGGGAUUAUAUAUAUUUUUUUUAUUCUUCGGCGAUGCAAUAACGGAUUUUUGUGUGUGUGUGUGUGUGUAAUGACCGGCAACAGCCAUGCUCCAAACUGAUUUCUGAAAAGACAAGAAAGAAAAACUGAGAUCUUACACUGACAAAUGCAUGUCCAAAAUGUGGUAACUGAAAGUUACUCACGAAGAAAUAGGAGGGUCCAGUGUCACACAUGUAGAAGGGCUUCAGUAGCUGGUAUGUCCUCAAAGCUCCGGAAUGCUCUCCUAGGCUAAAACCAAUCUGUACUGGGUGCAUGUUUUGCGAUCUCAUACUCUUGAUGCAUUUAAAAGAAUCUAUCAGAAUACGGAGCUGACAGUUCUGAUAAACGAAUACCGUUUAGACCGAUCAGAUCCUCCAAACGGGAAUUAUUUAAUGAGAGCGAGAGAGGUCAUAUGAACUGCACAGGGCUAGAAGUGCGUCUCACGGAAAUCUUGGGUUGCAGAUCUGACGGAAACACGUGCUAUUCGGUCUCAUCUGCGGCAACGAUGCUUUUCCACGGUCUGCCUGGAGGCGAGAUGCAUGGUGUUAUGGAAGAAAUGGAGCGGAGAGGAAAGAGCGAUUCGGCGACUAUCAGCUCGGCCAUAGAUAUGGGGGAAACAGAGACGAACAUGCCUUCGAUCAGCGGGGACCGGGUGGCUCUGUGCGCGGGCUGCGGAGGAAAGAUCUCUGACCGCUAUUACCUGCUCGCCGUGGAUAAGCAGUGGCACAUGCGCUGUCUGAAGUGCUGCGAGUGUAAACUCAAUCUGGAGUCUGAACUCACCUGCUUCAGCAAAGACGGAAGUAUCUACUGCAAAGAAGACUAUUACAGAAGGUUUUCGGUGCAGAGAUGUGCCCGGUGCCACCUCGGGAUCUCGGCCUCGGAAAUGGUCAUGAGGGCCAGGGAUUUGGUGUACCACUUGAACUGUUUCACCUGCACGACUUGCAACAAAAUGCUGACGACUGGGGACCACUUCGGCAUGAAAGACAGUCUGGUGUACUGCAGGCUACACUUUGAAACGCUCAUCCAGGGAGACUUCCCUACGCAUUUCAAUCACACGGAUGUAGCGCCUAAUAAAGGACUGGGCAGCACGGGCCCUCUAGGACUGUCUUAUUAUAACGGCGUGAACACGGUGCAGAAGGGCCGGCCGCGAAAGAGGAAGAGCCCUGGGCCCGGAGCGGACUUGGCGGCUUAUAAUGCAGCAUUGAGCUGCAACGAAAACGAUGGCGAUCCGAUGGACAGAGACUCGCAGUACAGCUCCAGCCAGAAGACGAAGCGCAUGAGAACGUCAUUUAAACACCAUCAGCUGAGGACCAUGAAGUCUUAUUUUGCCAUCAACCACAAUCCUGACGCCAAGGAUCUGAAACAGCUGGCCCAGAAAACAGGUCUCACCAAGCGCGUCCUACAGGUCUGGUUUCAAAACGCUCGGGCCAAGUUCAGGCGAAACCUCCUGCGCCAGGAGAACACGGGUGUGGACAAGGCCUCGGACGGGUCGACCCUGCCUGGAGGAACGCCGUCCGGACCAGCCUCUGAGAUUUCCAACGCCUCCAUGAGCCCGUCCAGCACUCCUACGACCCUCACAGACCUGACCAACCCCACAAUGCCCACCGUCACCUCCGUACUGACCUCCGUCCCGGGCAGCCUGGACGUUCACGAAUGCCGGAGUCCAUCGCAGAGCACCUUAACCAGCCUCUUCUGAUGCCCAGAUUUGAGCACACGGACAGGUCACCUUCAUCUGCUUCCUCUGAAGACCACUCGUGGAGCCACCUAAAUGAGAAAUAAAGCGUCAUUGAUCAUGCUAGUCACGAACUAUCCAUCUGAUACGUAAACCGAUCUACCUGGGCAUUUUUGUACAGGCCAGGAACUUUACAAAUGUGGCCGAUCCAAUUCAAAACACUAAAAAGUGAGAAACUCUUUGUUUAGAGUAUUGCAUUUUGGGGCAGACUCAAGUUUCACUGAAGGAUCUGUUGAUAAGAGACUGAUUUGCAUUUUAUUUUCUCUUUUUUUCAUGUUUCCCCCCAACCAUG